Messenger RNA from Vigna unguiculata (cowpea), 2019 nucleotides. RefSeq names its product beta vacuolar processing enzyme (gene BETA-VPE). Gene Ontology annotation, biological process: vacuolar protein processing. Gene Ontology annotation, molecular function: cysteine-type endopeptidase activity. The record is from RefSeq and is a predicted model, not a curated record. Lineage: Eukaryota; Viridiplantae; Streptophyta; Magnoliopsida; Fabales; Fabaceae.
AGAGAGAGAGACCCAUGCCUUUGAUAGAAAGUGCACGCUUUCCCGGAAAAAGAGAGCAGAGUGAGUGAGAGACAUAAGUAAACCCCUGCAUCCAAAUUCACACCAUUCUGGCAGAGGCAGUUCAACAAGACACGCACCCUUAAUUCAUUGUAACGUGUCAUCUUCUGAAUUUGCAUGCCAUAGGGUCAUUAACCUCCUCAGUCCCUUAAUAUACACUCCUCUGCUUCACCAACCUCUCUGCAAAUUUCCACACUUCUUCUCAGAACUGUUACGGAAUUCAUCGUUUCACUGACAUGGCCGUUCGACGCUCUCUGCUCAGCAAAACCACGUGCUGCAGCGUCGUGGUUUGGUCGUGGAUGCUGGUGGCGCUGAUGAGAGUGCAGGGUGCAGGCGCCAGGCCCAACCGGAGGGAGCAGGGCUCGAUCAUAAAGUUACCCAGCGAAGCGGUGGAUGCUGACUCGGAUGAAGUGGGAACGCGAUGGGCGGUUCUGGUGGCCGGUUCAAACGGUUACGGAAACUACAGGCAUCAAGCAGAUGUGUGCCACGCGUACCAGUUGCUGAUCAAAGGUGGAGUGAAAGAAGAAAACAUUGUGGUGUUUAUGUACGACGACAUAGCCAACCACGACCUGAAUCCCAGACCUGGAAUCAUCAUCAACCAUCCUCAGGGUCCAGAUGUCUAUGCUGGGGUUCCUAAGGAUUACACUGGUGAGAAUGUGACGUCCCGGAACUUCUACGCCGUUCUUCUUGGGGACAAGAGUAAAGUGAAGGGAGGAAGUGGCAAGGUGAUUAAUAGCAAACCAGAAGAUAGAAUAUUUAUUUACUACUCUGAUCAUGGAGGUCCAGGAGUUCUUGGGAUGCCAAACAUGCCCUACCUUUAUGCCAUGGAUUUUAUGGAUGUCUUGAAGAAGAAACAUGCAUCUGGAGGCUACAAGAAGAUGGUGAUAUACGUGGAAGCUUGUGAAAGUGGGAGCAUUUUUGAAGGUAUAAUACCCAAGGAUUUGAAUAUUUUUGUCACAACAGCAUCGAAUGCCCAAGAGAAUAGUUGGGGAACUUAUUGUCCAGGAAUGAUUCCUUCUCCUCCUCCAGAAUACAUCACUUGCCUGGGGGAUUUGUACAGCGUUGCUUGGAUGGAAGACAGUGAGAGUCACAAUCUGAAAAGAGAAUCCGUGGCACAACAAUACCAAUCGGUAAAACAAAGGACUUCAAAUCUUCAGGACUACGGGAUGGGUUCACAUGUGAUGCAAUAUGGUGAUGCCAACAUCACAGAUGAAAAGCUUUAUUUAUACCAAGGUUUUGAUCCUGCCACUGUGAACUUCCCUCCACACAACAGACUAGAAGCUAAAAUGGAAGUUGUUAACCAGAGAGAUGCAGAACUUUUCUUCAUGUGGCAAAUGUAUCAGAGAUCAAACCAGCAGCCAGAAAAGAAGACAGACAUCCUCAAACAGAUUACGGAGACAGUGAAGCAUAGGAAACACUUAGAUGGCAGCGUGGAAUUGAUUGGAGUUUUGUUGUAUGGACCGGGAAAAGCUUCUUCUGUUCUACAAUCCGUGAGGACUCCCGGUCUUCCCCUUGUUGAUGACUGGACAUGCUUAAAAUCAAUGGUCCGGGUGUUUGAAACUCACUGUGGGUCUCUGACUCAGUAUGGAAUGAAACACAUGCGAGCAUUCGCCAACAUAUGCAACAGUGGUGUUUCUGAGACCUCCAUGGAGAAUGCGUGUGUGGCAGCCUGUGGUGGCUAUCAAGCUGGCCAAUUACAUCCAUCAAACAUAGGAUACAGUGCUUGAUUUUGGGCUGUGCACACAAAGACCGGUUGAUAAUGUAAUACUCUGAAUUGCAUUCUCACUACUGGUUUAUGCUGCUUAGAUCAAAUUUGUUUUUUGUAUAACUUGAGUAGCCCAAUAGCAUAGUAGUUAUACUGGUCGUGUAUAUAAGUGUAAUAAUACCCUUUACAUAAAAUAAGUACAAUUUUAGUUAGUAUAUUUCGUGCUCUAAUAUCUUGGUGAAAGCCAUUCCUUCAAA